Molecule: messenger RNA, 1200 nt
Organism: Fonsecaea multimorphosa CBS 102226
Lineage: Eukaryota; Fungi; Ascomycota; Eurotiomycetes; Chaetothyriales; Herpotrichiellaceae
Exons: 1
Coding region: 1-1200 (399 amino acids)
Source: RefSeq, a predicted model, not a curated record
AUGCCGGUCUACCUCGUCCACGGCUUCCGCUGGCCGCGCGAAGGCUUCACGGGCAUCCGCGUGCACGCCGUGCUGCACAACCUCGACGACUGCAGCGCCGAGUACAUUCAGAACGCAAACUCGCGCGAAGAGCUCCUCCGCUCCUUUCGCAAAAUAUACCCAGAUAUCAUGAGAGAACUCGACCAUACCGACACGAACCCCGCGUCGACGAGAAGAUUGGAAUUCAUCGAGCAAUAUAACCCGGACGACUUGGAGAGCCCUUACGCCGUGAGCCAGCCGUACGCUUUUGUUGGGGACAAGGUCGUGAUGAUCGCGGCGGGACCAGGCAUGGGGUUGACUGGACCCGGUGUCGCGCAGGUCAAAGCGUAUCAGCAUCAUGUGCUCACAGAAGCGGAGAAGAAACAGCGCGCCACGACCUUGCCAAUGUCCAAGUCGGCACCUUUCAACUCCCCCGCGUAUGAUACCGCGGCGCUGAGUGUCAAUCUGGACGAAGUCGUCGCCGAUGGGCCCGGACUGACGAACAAAGCGUGGGAGGCGCUGGCAGAUCUGAGAGACAAGAUCGCCGAGGGGGAGAAGAUCGGAUGGUGGGUCGUCUACAACGGAGAUCCGGAACGGUCGUUUGAUGAUGUAGAAGAAGACGACGACGACGACGAGCAGGAGGAUGAAGAAAUGGAAGACGUGGGUGAGGAGGAUGAAGAUGCUGGUACUCCUGUUGCUUGUCUUCCUUCAGCUCCUCCGCUUCCUCCUACUGCUGCUAGUGCUUCGACCUCCGCUCCUUCCCCCGCUUCGACGAGAGGUCAAGGUCAUCGUCCCACACCCAGCGACUCCCUCCCCAUUCCCACCUCCACCAUGACGACCUCAGACUAUCCAAAGUCUCCUCCACCUGUGGCACCCAUGCUUGCUCAAGCACAACAUAUCGCUUCCCAAAUGCAACAGCCACACCAACAUCAAGAAGGAGGUUCCCCGGGCCUGACGGCCUUGCCCGUGCGACUUACACCCCCUUCAUCAAUAGGAUCACCUGCAGGGACAACAAGACCACCGGCAAAUACAGCACCACCCGCCACCUCAACCUCGGAGACUGGAACCGGCAAGGGCAAACAAAAGGAAAGGGACUUUCCCGAAGAACCGGCACCGGCCAAGGCGAAGGAGACGGCAAAGUCGCAGAGCUUGAGGAAGAAAUUCUUUGGGAGAAGGGGCUGA